CCAGACGAGGAGUGGCCGGAAGCGGAGAAGGCUGAGAAGUUGGCGAGAGGAGCUGCUCUGAAAUGGGCUUCAGGGGUCUUUUACCGCCCUGAGAAACUGGAGGGGCUGGGGCAGUACCGGAGCCGAGAGACGCAGAGGAACAGCUCCAUCCAGUCCCGGCUGAAGUCAACUGUCCAGUCCUACCUGGAGGGGGUAAGUGCAGGGCUGGAGCAGCUGCGGUCGGCGGCCCAGGAGGUGCAGAGCGUGUGCCAGGACCUGGGGGAAGUUUUUUCCCAUACCCUGCAGCUGCUCCGUGGGCAGCACCUCCUGGAAGCCCACGCAGAGCUCAUGAUGAUGGAGCACCUCCGGGAUGACAUCCUCUCCCAGCUGCACCUCCGCGGGCUCUCCAGUGCCCAGGCGACCGUGCUGUCCUACUUUGGUGGCCUGCAGGAGCUCAACGACAGCCUGAAAAUCGAUGACGCUCUGCUGCUGGAAGGCACCUUCCUUCCCCCCGGCCGCCCAAAGAGCUGGAGGCAGAAGUUUUACCACGUUCUCCGGGAGUCCAUCACAGGAGCCCGCUUUCAUGCCACCCACGCGGACGCUGAGGGGCCGGGGCUGGCCAAGCACCUGGCAGCGCUGCAGAAGGACGUUGUGUCCGAGCUGCGCGUGGUGAAGGACCUGAUGGUCCAGUGCGUCCCACCCCACUACAACAUCCUCGGCAUCUGCACCGCCACGUACCACCAGGCCCUCAGCAGCCACCUCCAGGACCUCCUCCGAGAGGACCUGGACAAACAGGGACUCUUCCUCCUCCUUGAGUGGGCGCUUCGUGUGUACCACAGUCCAGAGAUGAUGGGUCACCCUGACCUUGUCCCAGAAGUGGACGUUUCUGCUCUGGGUCCCUUGAUGUCCCCUGAGCUUGUGGAGCAGACGGAGAGGAAAUACGUGGUGAAGGUCAAGGCUAGCGUGCUGGAGUGGAUGCAGAGGACCCUGGAGGUGGAGUUCAAGGAGUGGUUCAGGGAAGAGGAACCCGAGACAGACCAUCAGGGCUUCUUCCAGUCAGCCCUGCCUGUCAUUGUCAUGCAGAUGCUGAAUGAGAACAUCCAGGUAGCCUCCUUGAUCACCGACUCUCUGCAGCAGAAGGUCUACAACAUGGCUUUGGAGGAGCUGGAGGCAUUUCUGGGCCGUCUGCGGGAAGCCCUAGUGCGAUGUGGGAAGGAGCACCAGAAGGACCGGACUGUACCCAAGUACUACGUCUCCUACCUGCUCGCCAUGCUCAACAACAACCUGGCUCUCGGCUCCUCUGUCUCCUCCCUGCAUCCCGACACUGCCCGCAGAGAAGUCCCCGCGUCCCUCCGGGCUGCUCUAGACAGGACGCAGAAGAAAGCCUGCCAGCUGCUGCUGGAGGAGCUGCUCCUGGACCUGCAGCCCCUCUGCCUGCAGCUGCCGUCCCGCAAGUGGCUCUCGGGGUCCCAGCUCGUCAGCAGCAUGUGCGAGGUGGUUGACAAGUACGUGAAGGACUUCUCCCGCGUCAGGAAACCCGUCUGCACGGUAGGGUUGCUGCGGGGUGCUCCCCGCAUGGCUGCUUGUCUGUAGGGCAGGUGGGUGCCACGGUGGGGUGUGGGAGGCAGCCCAAAGGCGACGGGGAGCAGGGAUGCAACCAGGUUGCUCCAAGCCUCAUCCAGCCUGGGUCUGGACCGGAGCCAGCAGAGCCUGGAGGCCAUCUUUGCCCUUCGGGAGCUGAUCUGCCUCAAAGACCCGGCGCUGCUCAGCCUGGAGGUGCUGGGCUUCAUCACCAAGUACCCCGACGCCAGCGACGAGCACAUCUCCACCUUGCUGGAUCUGCGGGGCGACGUCUCCAAGGAGGUGCGGCACGUGGUGCUGGAAAUGAUGGCGCAGCACCCCCAGACCCUCCCCGAGAGCUACCGGCCCAUCUUCAGCACCAUCCUGGUCCCCGCGCCGGAGCUGCCCUUCUGCCUGCGCAAGGGCAAGUGCGCCUGA
Molecule: messenger RNA, 1977 nt
Organism: Eurypyga helias (sunbittern)
Lineage: Eukaryota; Metazoa; Chordata; Aves; Eurypygiformes; Eurypygidae
Gene: EXOC3L1
Product: exocyst complex component 3-like 1
Exons: 13
Biological process (GO): exocyst localization; exocytosis
Cellular component (GO): exocyst
Molecular function (GO): SNARE binding
Source: RefSeq, a predicted model, not a curated record